UAUUCAUUCAAAAAGUAUAAUUUUGUGUAGUACUAGAGAUCUUUAUUCUAAUAUAGCUCAAUGGCUGAAAAAAUUACCUCAAAAAGUACACAUGGCCAAAAUAUUGUGCAAGAAGAAACCAGGGGCGGAGCUACAGACGAAGGGUGGUCAGUUGGCCAAAAUGGUCCGAAAGACGACGAGAAAGGAGCUAUAGUUGACGAAGGGGGGUCAGUCGGCCAAAAUAUUGCGCAAGAUGUCGGUGGUAAAGGAGGGUCAGUUGAACACCCUUUGCCAAAAAAUCACACUAUAGUGAAACUCCUGACUCCACCAAUGCUAGACAAUGCUCGGGUAGCUAUGCAAGACAACGUCAAUGGCGAAGUUACAACCAACGUCGAAGGAGGAGGAUCAGUUGGACACCCUUUGCCAGAAAAUCACACUAUAGCGAAAUUCCUGAUUCCACCACUGCAAGACGACGCCCGGGUGGCUGUGGUCAUGGUGCCACUUCCAGCACAAGGCCAUCUCAACCAACUCCUCCAUCUCUCUAGGCUCAUUUCCAUGUACAAUAUUCAAGUCCAUUACAUUGGAAUCACAUCACACAUUCAACAAGCGAAAAUUAGAGCUCAUGGCUUUGAUCCACUCACUAUAACAAAAAUUCAUUUCCAUGAAUUUCAUCAAACACCUUCUUUUGAAACUCCCCUGCCUAAUCCUAAUGCUUCUUUCAAAUUUCCAAACCAGUUAAUGCCUUCAUUUUACGCCACAUUCCAUCUCCGCGAGCCAGUUUGCUCGCUAGUACAUGAACUUCUAAGCGCGAAUCAUCGCAAAGUUGUUGUCAUUUAUGACAGUUUGAUGAAAUUUGUAGUUCAAGAUUUGCCACUAAUACCAAACAUAGAGUGCUACUGUUUCAAUAGUACUUCAGCUUUUAUGUCAUAUUCAUACUAUUGGGAACUCAAAGGAAAGCCUUUCCAUCCCGGAACUGAAAAUUACGAGGAUAUUCCAACAGUUGGAGAUUCUUUUCCUCCAGAGUUUUGGGAAUUUUUGAAGAUACAAGAACAAUUUGAUGGGAAGAACCAUAUUAGUGGUGAACUUUACAAUUCAUCAAGAGUGAUUGAAAGUUUGUACCUUGAUUUAAUGGCCAAAGAAUAUGAUGGUAUGAAGCAAUGGGCUAUAGGUCCAUUCAACCCCAUGGAGUCACAAGAGAAGAGAAAAGACUCGAACAAACGCCACGAGUCCCUUGAUUGGCUUGACAAACAAGAGCGCGACUCAGUUAUUUUCGUGUCAUUUGGCACGACUACUUCGUUGUGUGAUGAAGAAAUCAAAGUGCUCGCGAUUGGACUAGAGAAGAGUUGCCAGAAGUUUGUUUGGGUGCUCCGAGAUGCUGACAAAGGAGAUGUUUUUACAAGUGAAGUUAGAAAAGCACAAUUGCCUGAAGGAUAUGAAGAGAGAAUAAAAGAAAGAGGGAUUAUAGUAAGAGAUUGGGCACCACAAUUGGAAAUUUUAGCGCAUAGUUCAACUGGCGGUUUUAUGAGUCAUUGCGGAUGGAAUUCGUGUAUGGAGAGUAUGUCCUUUGGAGUUCCUAUAGCAGCAUGGCCAAUGCAUUCAGAUCAGCCAAGGAAUUCUCAACUUGUAACAAAGUACUUGAAAAUUGGACUAAUUGUUAGGCCAUGGGCGCGUCGUGAUGAAGUUGUUACAUCAGAGAUAGUUGAAAAUGCUGUGAAAACAUUGAUGGCUUCAUCAGAGGGAGAUGAGAUGAGGAAAAGAGCUGCAGAUUUGAGCAAUGCUAUCAAAAAGUCGACGGAUGGGGGCAUAAACCGCGCUGAGAUGGAUUCUUUCAUCGCACACAUUUCUCGUUGAAAUCCGAUAUAUGAUUGUCCAGGAGUCUGUGAAAUUCAUAGAAGGUUGAUAUAUUUCCAAUUUACAUAUUAUAAUGGUAAUGGAAAUCGCGCUUCUAUGCAUGUAAUACUAUAGCUAUUUCUAUGUAAUUCUUGUAGUCUCUUCUUUUUCAGUCACACAUAAAUAAAACACAAGUUAUCCCUA
Messenger RNA from Solanum verrucosum, 2013 nucleotides. RefSeq names its product zeatin O-glucosyltransferase-like. The record is from RefSeq and is a predicted model, not a curated record. Bases 61 to 1830 code for a protein of 589 amino acids. The transcript has a single exon. NCBI's taxonomy places the organism in Eukaryota, Viridiplantae, Streptophyta, Magnoliopsida, Solanales, Solanaceae. Gene Ontology annotation, molecular function: UDP-glycosyltransferase activity.